Microtus ochrogaster (prairie vole) is the source of this 423-nucleotide messenger RNA. RefSeq names its product olfactory receptor 5AC1-like. NCBI's taxonomy places the organism in Eukaryota, Metazoa, Chordata, Mammalia, Rodentia, Cricetidae. Gene Ontology annotation, cellular component: membrane. The record is from RefSeq and is a predicted model, not a curated record. Gene Ontology annotation, molecular function: olfactory receptor activity; G protein-coupled receptor activity. Gene Ontology annotation, biological process: G protein-coupled receptor signaling pathway.
AUGAAAGGAAACAGGACCCUGCUGACUGAGUUUGUCCUCAGAGGAAUAACAGAUCGUCCAGAGCUGCAAGUCCCCCUGUUCCUGGUGUUUUUCUUUACCUAUCUUACCACCAUGGUGGGCAACCUUGGCUUAAUUUUUCUCAUCUGGAAGGACCCCCAUCUUCACACUCCUAUGUACAUUUUCCUUGGACAUUUAGCCUUUGCUGAUGGUUGUAUUUCAACCACAGUGACUCCAAAAAUGCUUAUGACAUUUUUGUAUAAAAAUGUCAUGAUAUCUCUGGGUGAGUGUUUUGCCCAGUAUUACUUUUUUUGUAUCAGUGCAACUACCGAAAUUUUUCUCCUUGUAGCAAUGGCCUAUGACCGCUAUGUAGCCAUAUGCAACCCUCUGCACUAUGCAGUUGUGAUGUCCAAAAGACUCUAUUGA